AUGGAGGCGUUCAGACACGCCGUGGAACGUGUGAUGGGCAAGCCGGCAGAUCAGCUAGAUUGCGCUUUAAUGGCUUCUGUUCAAAGGCAACUGAUGGAAGUAGCAGAUGCCAUAAACGGUAUCCGGCCUCUUGCGGAGCUAACGGACGUCGAGAAACGGGAGUGCUCCAAAACUUCUUCCGUCAAACGCUAUCCUGCCGAAUGUGUCGUCUAUGACGAAGACCGAGACUUCAGUUUGGUGCCAGGUGAUGCUUACUUCUUGCUCGAAGGCCAGUGCUUGGGUGUGCAGCGGUUGCGAGUGCGAAAACGUUUGGUGGCCGGUCACGACCGCUAUGCUCUGGUCCAGGAUGUUGGCGAAAGAGACGGACCGCAAUGUCAAACGGUCUAUGUUAAGACUUCAGAACUUCGGCCUGGAUCGGUGUUUUGCAUAGGUGAACGGUCCGAAGGCGGUCGAUUGGUGUUGAGCAUAACCGAAGUUAAGUACCUUCUGGUGCCGUUUGCUUUUUUGGCCAAACACAAUACGGCUAACGUGUGGGGACGAACGGCGUGUUCGUUAGAUUCAAGUGCACUCACCGUCCGAGAGUCAUUUCGCAAAUUUGUCGUUUCCAAAAAAUGGGAAGAGUACAAGAAAUCGACGGUAGAAGCGGUUGUGCUAAAAUGGAAAACCGAAAAGUAA
Messenger RNA from Adelges cooleyi (spruce gall adelgid), 675 nucleotides. RefSeq lists its product as uncharacterized. The transcript has 3 exons. The record is from RefSeq and is a predicted model, not a curated record. NCBI's taxonomy places the organism in Eukaryota, Metazoa, Arthropoda, Insecta, Hemiptera, Adelgidae. Bases 1 to 675 code for a protein of 224 amino acids.